AUGCACCUCCUUCAAACUUUGACGGCCUCGUUGCUGCUCACUGGCAGCUCACUAUGCGCCGGAGCUACUAAGACCGAGAAGGGUCACCAUGGAGCAAUUGCUCCCAAGGUGUUCAUUGUGUCAAUGUUCGAACCUGAAGCUGAAGCUUGGUGGCACAUUCCCGAAUUCGACUUGUUCACCCACAACAUCACCAUUCCUGGCCUCUCGCCUCUGUUCCCGGAAGUCUACUGCACCAAGAACCAUGAAGUUUGCCAACUCGUCACCGGAGAAGGCGAGAUCAAUGCCGCUACCACGGUUAGCGCCGUUGCUUUCUCCCCUAAAUUCGAUCUCACGCAGACUUACUUCUUCGUCGCGGGUAUUGCCGGCGUCAGCCCCGAGAAAGCCACCACUGGAUCCGCUACCUUUGCUCGGUACGCAGUCCAGGUCGCGCUGCAGUACGAAAUCGAUAUCCGUGAGCUCCCCAGCAACUAUUCCACCGGAUAUGUCGCGCAAGGCACCGAUUUCCCAGGCGAAUACCCGACUAGCAUCUACGGCACAGAGGUCUUCGAAGUGAACGCCGAUCUGCGCACAAUUGCCGCCAAUUUCGCGCGAAAGGCAAACCUCUCCGAAUCCGACUCCGCCACAGCCCAGGCCUACCGCGCCCACUACAAGACCCCCAGUGGGAAGUACAAGGCUGCCACCUUGCCCCCUAGUGUUGUUGAAUGCGAUGUCGCGACCUCCGACGUGUACUUCAGCGGCAAUAUCCUAGGCUCGACGUUCGAAAACACCACCAAGGUGUUGACUAACGGUACCGGUGACUAUUGCACAACCGCGCAGGAGGAUAACGCCACCAUCGAGGUCUUGCUGCGAUCCGCGAUGCACAAGCUGACUGAUUUCUCCCGCAUUAUCGUCAUGCGCACUGCGUCUGACUUUGAUCGCCCUUAUCCCGGUACUUCGGCGGCCUACAAUCUCUUCCAAGCGGAGCAGGGCGGAUUCGAGCCCGCUAUCAAGAAUAUCUACGUUGCUGGUAUCAAGGUCAUCGAGGGUAUCCUGGACGGGUGGGAUUCCACCUUUUCUGCUGGUAUCAAGGCCAACAACUACAUCGGCGAUAUCUUCGGUUCUCUGGGCGGUGUUCCGGAUUUCGGUCCUGGACCCGAGCACGCUCUUGUCUCUAAGCGCAGCCUUCAAAAGAACUUCAAGCGUCGUCUUUGA
Messenger RNA from Penicillium expansum, 1191 nucleotides. Its product is annotated as purine-nucleoside phosphorylase. The record is from RefSeq and is a predicted model, not a curated record. Gene Ontology annotation, molecular function: catalytic activity. The coding region runs from base 1 to 1191 and encodes 396 amino acids. Gene Ontology annotation, cellular component: endoplasmic reticulum. The transcript is spliced from 2 exons. Gene Ontology annotation, biological process: transmembrane transport; nucleoside metabolic process. NCBI's taxonomy places the organism in Eukaryota, Fungi, Ascomycota, Eurotiomycetes, Eurotiales, Aspergillaceae.